CGGGGCAGCAGCGGAGCGCAGCCAUGAGCCGCCGCGUGGUGCGCCAGAGCAAGUUCCGCCACGUCUUUGGGCAGCCGGUGAAGGCCGACCAGAUGUAUGAGGACAUCCGUGUCUCCAAGGUGACGUGGGACAGCUCCUUCUGCGCCGUCAACCCCAAAUUCCUGGCCAUCAUUGUGGAGUCGGGUGGCGGGGGGGCCUUCAUGGUCCUGCCCCUGUCCAAGACAGGCCGUGUGGACAAGAACCACCCACUGGUGACGGGGCACACGGCGCCCGUGCUGGACAUCGACUGGUGCCCCCACAACGACAACGUCAUCGCCAGCGCCUCCGAGGACACCACCGUUAUGGUGUGGCAGAUCCCAGACUACGUCCCCGUGCGCAGCAUCACGGAGCCGGUGGUGACGCUGGAGGGGCACUCCAAGCGCGUGGGCAUCAUCUGCUGGCACCCCACAGCCCGCAACGUGCUGCUGAGCGCAGGCUGUGAUAACCUGGUUAUCCUCUGGAACGUGGGCACGGGGGAGAUGCUGCUGGCUCUGGAGGACAUGCACACCGACCUCAUCUACAACGUGGGCUGGAACCGCAACGGCAGCCUCCUGGUCACCACCUGCAAGGACAAGAAGGUGCGCGUCAUCGACCCGCGCAAGCAGACGGUGGUGGCGGAGAUAACCAAACCGCACGACGGCGCCCGGCCCAUCCGCGCCAUCUUCAUGGCCGAUGGCAAGAUCUUCACCACCGGCUUCAGCAAGAUGAGCGAGCGGCAGCUGGGCCUCUGGGACCUGAAAAACUUUGAGGAGCCCAUCGCACUGCAGGAGAUGGACACCAGCAAUGGGGUCCUACUGCCCUUCUACGACGCCGACUCCAGCAUUGUGUACCUCUGUGGAAAGGGGGACAGCAGCAUCCGCUACUUUGAGAUCACGGACGAGGCGCCCUACGUGCACUACCUGAACACUUACAGCAGCAAAGAGCCACAGCGUGGCAUGGGCUUCAUGCCCAAGAGGGGACUGGAUGUCAGCAAGUGUGAAAUUGCCAGGUUCUUCAAGCUGCACGAGCGCAAGUGUGAGCCCAUCGUCAUGACGGUGCCACGCAAGUCAGACCUCUUCCAGGACGAUCUGUACCCCGACACGCCGGGCCCUGAGCCGGCCCUGGAGGCGGAUGAGUGGCUGUCAGGGAAGGACGCGGAGCCCAUCCUCAUCUCGCUGCGGGACGGCUACGUCCCCGUCAAGAAUCGGGAGCUGAAGGUGGUCAAGAAGAACAUCCUGGACACCAAACCCCCCCCGGGCUCCCGCCGCAGCUCCACUUCCAUUACCGACAUCUCUACCCCCGUCCUGGAUGAGGUGCUGGAGGAGAUCCGGGUGCUGAAGGAGACGGUGCAGGCGCAGGAGAAGCGCAUCUCCGCUCUGGAGCACAAACUCUGCCAGUUCACCAAUGGCACGGACUGAGGCACGGGUAUGGGACUGCGCCCAGCCCAGCAUUAAACCGCAUCCCGCAGCGGGCAGGAGGCCACAGCCAUGUUCUUUCCCCA
Messenger RNA from Centrocercus urophasianus (Greater sage-grouse), 1519 nucleotides. RefSeq names its product coronin 6 (gene CORO6). Lineage: Eukaryota; Metazoa; Chordata; Aves; Galliformes; Phasianidae. The record is from RefSeq and is a predicted model, not a curated record. Gene Ontology annotation, molecular function: actin filament binding. Gene Ontology annotation, biological process: actin filament organization; cell migration.